Molecule: messenger RNA, 1327 nt
Organism: Rubroshorea leprosula
Lineage: Eukaryota; Viridiplantae; Streptophyta; Magnoliopsida; Malvales; Dipterocarpaceae
Source: the annotation of a GenBank genome assembly
CUAUUUUAUUACUACGCAAGUAGGUGAAAAAACAAAAAACAAUGUUCGCUGGAAGUUCGACGAGGAAAUAUUUUGUAUUUAUUGAAUGUUAUCCAUAACGUCGGCGAUAAAACGGCGGAGCGAGGAGUGUGAAGAUCCUCCACCCAUCACGGAGGCGGUUCGGCUCUUUUCACUCAUCUCCUUCACCUUCUUUCUGAUAUCGCUAUCCUCCUCCAUCACAGCCAUUAUUCCUCUCUUUAUCUCCUCCGAACUCACAAUUGAGAUGUCAACGGGGUCCCGCGAGGUCGGGGACCCUUUCCCCAUCCCCGUCCCUGUGAGUCAUGGGGACGGGGAUCCCCUCGAGGAUUUUUUAUGGAGGGCACAUUUUGCCCCCCGUCCCCGUUCCCCGCAGGGAAUGGCAAUCCCUGCGGGGAUCCCCAUUCCCCACGGGGAACGCACCAAACAUCAAGAAAUUGCAGAAUAUGAAACAACAACACCCAAGGCAGAAAUUUUGGAGAAAGGCAGAUCCAGAUCUGAAGGAGGGAUCCCACGAUCGGAGAAAAUGGAGAAAGGGGGUUCUGGAUGGGAGAAGAAUCAGGUGAUGACCGGUGAUGUAGGUGGAAGCUAUUGAUUGGAGGAAAAUUUUGAGAAAGGGGUUUUGGAUGGGAGAAGAAUCCAGCUUUUUCUUUUUUUUUUCUUUUUUUUGCCAUCUACAACCACAGUGGCUCCCCCCUUUUAAAGAGAAAGGAAAACUAGGGUUUUCUGGGUUUGGGUUUGGACCCGCGCCUGCUCUUCUUCUGCUCCCGUUGCAGCCACCCGAAAGAAGAAGAAAAAAGGGGACCCCAGCCAUGCUUUGAGAAACCGGUGAGAAAGCUUGGUUUUUGGCCUUAUUUUCUUGCUCUAGAACACAAAUUGAACCCAGAAAUUCUCCCCCCCUGCUGGAAAAUCCGGAUCUGCUCUGCUCCUCCUCUUCACCGCCGGCUGCUCCUGCUUUGUGGGGUGUGUUUUGCUCCGGUUUUUGGUAAGAAAUAGCCAUGAAUCUCCCGUCUCCAGCUUUAAUUGCCUUGGGUUUACUCUAAUUUUGUGUUGUUCCUUCAAUUUUUGGGUGGAUUUCCCGUGAGCUUCUUCUCCAAAUUCCCUCCGGUAACUUCCCCAACUGUAGCUCCGGUUUUAGCUGGAGAAUUCUGGAAGUGAAAUCGAGGACGGAGAAAUCACGGAAAGUAACGAGUUAGAGAGCUAGUCAUUUCGAGAUUGAUAUAGAUUCUAGAAAUAAAUCAUGAUUUUGUAAACUAGAGUGUAUUUGGAGAUUUUAUGAUAUUAGAGCAAAUUAUAAAAUUUGAUCUUCAGA